Molecule: messenger RNA, 4970 nt
Organism: Mustela lutreola (European mink)
Lineage: Eukaryota; Metazoa; Chordata; Mammalia; Carnivora; Mustelidae
Gene: GK5
Product: glycerol kinase 5
Exons: 16
Coding region: 135-1724 (529 amino acids)
Biological process (GO): glycerol-3-phosphate biosynthetic process; glycerol metabolic process; triglyceride metabolic process
Cellular component (GO): mitochondrion
Molecular function (GO): glycerol kinase activity
Source: RefSeq, a predicted model, not a curated record
CCGCUUCCCGGAUCUCGCGGAGGGGCGGGCCGGGGGCGGUGGCCCCGCGGGGCGCGCUCAGCCCCUGAGGUGCGGACUUGUAUAAACGCGCCCUCUCGGCUGCCGGUUGUUGCAGAGAGGCUUGCGGGGUCGGGAUGUUGGGGUCGCAUGCGGUCCAGGAGCAGAGCGCGGCGGGCCCGUGUCCCGCAGGCUUCGUGUUAGGGCUGGACGUGGGCAGCACGGUGAUCCGCUGCCACGUCUAUGACCACGCGACGCUGAUCCGCGGCUCCAGCGCGCAGAAGAUAGAAAGUCUUUAUCCUCAAGCUGGCUGGGUUGAAAUUGAUCCCGAUGUUCUCUGGCUUCAGUUUGUGACUGUAAUAAAAGAAUCUGUUAAAGCUGCUGGGAUAGAGAUGAAUCAAGUUGUUGGUCUUGGCAUUUCAACACAGAGAGGAACUUUUAUUACGUGGAACAAGAAAACGGGAAAUCAUUUUCACAACUUCAUUAGUUGGCAAGACCUAAGAGCUGUUGAACUUGUAAAAUCUUGGAAUAAUUCGCUCAGACUGAAGCUAUUACAGAAUUUCUGCCGAGUGCUGCACUUUUUUACUAGAAAUAAACGAUGUUUAACAGUCAGUUUGUUCAGUUUCACAAACCAGCAUGUUUCUUUGAGAUUGGCCUGGAUUUUACAGAACUUGGUUGAGGUGCAAAAUGCGGUUGAAGAAGAUAAUUGCUGCUUUGGGACUGUUGAUACCUGGUUGUUACAUAAGCUCACAAAAGGUUCUGAAUUUGCCACGGAUUUUUCAAAUGCCAGUGCAACUGGACUAUUUGACCCUUUUAAGAUGCACUGGAGCAGGAUCCUUACUUCCCUGCUUUCAAUACCACUGUCUAUCCUGCCUCCUGUGAAGGAUACAAGCCACAAUUUUGGAUCAGUGGAUGAAGAGAUAUUUGGUGUGCCUAUACCAAUAGUGGCCUUGGUCGCCGAUCAGCAAUCAGCCAUGUUUGGAGAGUGCUGCUUCCACACAGGAGAUGUGAAACUAACCAUGGGAACUGGGACAUUUUUGGAUAUUAAUACUGGAAAUAACCUUCAACAUAGUAUUGCAGGGUUUUAUCCUCUAAUUGGGUGGAAGAUUGGCCAAGAAGUUGUAUGCUUAGCUGAAAGCAAUGCAGGAGACACUGGUACCAUCAUAAAUUGGGCUCAAGAAUUAGAUCUUUUCACAGAUGCUGCUGAGACUGAAAAAAUGGCCAAAAGUUUAGAAGAUUCUGAAGGAGUCUGUUUUGUUCCAUCUUUUAGUGGAUUGCAGGCUCCACUAAAUGAUCCCUGUGCAUGUGCCUCUUUUAUGGGCUUGAAGCCUUCCACCAAUAAAUACCAUCUCGUACGAGCAAUAUUGGAGUCCAUAGCUUUCAGAAACAAACAGUUGUAUGAGCUGAUGCAGAAAGAGAUCCAUAUCCCUGUGACAAAAGUCCGGGCAGAUGGAGGAGUUUGUAGGAACAAUUUUGUUAUGCAGAUGACUUCAGACCUGAUUAAUGCUAAUAUAGAGAGACCCGUCAACAUAGACAUGUCCUGCCUUGGUGCAGCUUCUCUGGCUGGCCUUGCUGUUGGGUUUUGGGCUGACAAGGAGGAACUGAAGAAACUGAGGCAAAGUGAAGUUGUUUUCAAGCCGCAGAAGAAAUGGCAAGAAUAUGAAAUGAGCAUGGAAAACUGGGUCAAAGCAGUGAAGCGUUCCAUGAAUUGGUAUAACAAGAUGUAGCACUAAGUGGAAUGACUGAAACCAUAUACAGCUGGUUGAUACGACACGCAGAUGAGACACAGCUCAGGGAUGAUAACCAAUACAACAAUGACUGAGAUUUCAGAUGAGCUUUGUAAUCUGCUUUUUUGAAUACAAAACAAAACAAAAAAAUCCCUCAUUUAGAUUUUUAAAUCUAACCCUUGAUAAGACUGUAAGGCAACAGUACCUCAAAACUUUCUAUCUUCUGUUUUGUAGCAGAUUCCAAAUGCCGUUAGCCAUUUCCAACCAUAUUUUGACAGCUGCGGAUCCUUCUCCUUUUUAUACUGGGUCAAGAAUACAUAUGAACAUAAUUGUUUACUAUCUGAGUUGAUAGUUCUGGGUCAAGCACCAUUCGUAUUUUGUUCCAAAAUUAAGUGACAAAUGUUCCUUUAAUUCUUUAAAAUUAAAUGGGCUAUAUGAAGUUCCCAUAGCUAGGAAGAAAGAAUAACUGAGGAAAUGGGAGUUUUGAAACAUUAAUAUUUUAUAUUUAAAGUCAAAAUUGUUCAAUACUGUAUCCAGAUAAUGAGCUCAAAAUGCCCCUCUCAGAUAGGCUUAUUUGUUAAUCAGCUUUUUCCUUUAUUGGGCUUAAAGACACUGCCUUAAUUUUUCCUUGUUUAACCAAAAUCUAAGCAUUCUUUUUGUAUUGAAAAAAUAACUUUAGUGAAUUAUACUACAAAGGGUAAUGAUUCAUAAGGGACAAGAAAAUAUUUUCUUCCUCAAAUAGGAUUUAUAUUCAGAAACUUCUGGCUAAAGUGUAACUCUUUUUUUUUUUUUUUUUUUUUUUUUUACAAAAUGCAGAUACUGGAUAUAAAUCUUGCUUUUCUCUUUCUAUUCUUUAUCUUUGUCGUUGAGAUGCUUGCAUAAAUGUCUUUUGCUUUUAUUAAGUGCCUAAAUGACAGAGCUUAAUUUGAAGAAAGUGCCCUAACUCAUUGGUGAUAUAAGAAUUGCCUCCACUGGGGUAUUUUACUUAUCCAGGUAUCUUUUAUUUUUGUUCAAUCUGCUCAUCUCUGUGAGACAGGAGCAGUGGUUACCUGACAGAGUUAAUGGAGGUGUAUUCAUGCAAAUGAUUGCCCGACAGUUCCUGGGCCAGAGCUCCAUAGAGAGGAUAGUUCCACAUUCUCAUUGGAAUUGAUAGAAACAAUUGUAAAAGAAUCAAGAGUUAGUGAGUAGCUUCGGGCUGGUGUAAAAUUGUCCUGUGGCAGUUGACUACUGUCCAACUAGUUCUCAGGUUAUUUGGCCCUCCCUCCACUGGGGCUAGGUUCCAUUUUGAUUUGUAGCAAUAAUGAAUAUAUUUCCCUCUUGGACAGGCUUUAUCACAUAAAGAUCUACUGUUAUAGAGCUGGUUGUUAAAUACUAAUGUAAUUUUAAAAGUGUCUAUUAUAGGGAAUUUUGCUGUUGCCAUCAUAUAGGUCCAUUUCAGUGACAGAUAGAAUAGAACUAGAGGUCACACUGCAUUCCUGCAAAUUCCAUUUCAGUGAACUUUGUCUUCUUGUGUUAACAUUUUAGAUGGAAUCAUAAUAGCCAAUACAUAGUAUGAUUAACUCCAUUAAUUAAGAUAUGGAAAUAUUUUUUGAAGUGGAGGUAUUUUGUUUACUGUAAUAAGCCAGAUUCCAUUAAUUAGAUAAUAUUCUUCUUUUUAUUCUUUUCAUUUUUCUUAUGUCCCUUUUACAGAGCUUAAUGACCAAUUAUAGGCCCUUUUAUCAAAAUCAGAUCACAUACAAGCUGUUCCGUUGUUUGACUACUUCUUACAGAUUCUGCUUCUCAGUGGGCAUGAUUUCAUAGGUAAGAAUUAUCUCUUUGUAUUAGGAUAUACUGAAUUGUAAUAUUAUUAAUACUUAAAAUUUGGUAGCUCAUUUCUUUUUCACAUUUUUCUUUCUUAUCAACCACAAAAUAAAGGAUUAAUACCUUUUAGAUAAUGUGAAAAAGUAACUGUGAACAUGUCUUAUCAGAAUCGAGCAUCUCCUCAAAAAUUAGUGGCUAAUUUUUUCUUUUGUUAGUCUAGAAUUAAUUUUUUUUUCUUUUUUUACUACUUCUGGCUGUUUUUAGUGACACAGUUUAGUAAAUCUUUUGCCAGAUUUGACCUAAAUCAGAAACUGCCCACAUUAGCUUUUGUGGUUAUAGAAACAGUUGAUAUUCAAAAUCAGUUGAGCAAAAAGGUUUAUCAUUUCCAUCUCCCAAGUUAAUUUUCAUUUAUAUGCUAAUAUUUGCUGUUUGAAAAAAUUUGUGCUAAGAUUUCUCGGCAUGUUUUAUUUUCCCAUUAUGGAUCUAUCAGAUAUUUUUAGGAGGUUUGUGGCUAUCUUAUCAAGGAGGAAAAUGCUUAUUAAUUGCUUUCGUACCUAGACUUAAUGAUUUUUAAUUUUUUUUAUAUCCCACCAUAAUAGGGUUUCGCAGUGUUAGCAUUAUUGACUUUUGGGCAGGUAAUUCUUCAUCUUGGGAUGUUGUAUUGUGCAUUAUAAGGUAUUUGGCAGCUCUGCCUGCUAAGGAGUAGCAUCCCCCAGUUGCUGUGGUCAAAAAUGUCUCCUAGCACUGCCGAAUGACCCCCAGGAGGCAGUAUCACCCCCGAUGGAGAACCACUAAUAUAGACUAUUAGAAGAAAAUUGAAGACUCAGCAAAUGGAGUGUGUCUCUGAUGCUCCUUUUCUCUCUGCCUCAUUUUACUUUAGGAAAUGGUUGUUAGCAAAAAGAGCUGGUUGUUAUCUUAAAUAGGGUUUCUACAUUACCGGUUAGUGAGGCAAAAAAAAAAAGAAAAAAGAAAAGAAAAAUUUUAUGUUGUAAUUUUCUUCUGCUAUUUUUACCCACUCGCCCCCAUCCCCAUGCCUGCAUCCUCUGUGGUUUAAUAAUUGGGCUUAUGACUUAAGUAUAGGAUUAAUACAUUCUGCAGAGCAUCUUGAUUUGAUCUGCCUUUUUGCUUCCUUUUCACCUCUGAACAAAAGAGAUGAUUACUCAGUUCUUAUCUGCGUCUGUGCAAGCUUCCUAUCAAACUGGAAGUUCCUCAAAAGCAGAAACCAUGUCCGUCACCUGGGUGGCUCAGUCAGUUAAGUGACUGCCUUCAGCUCAGGUCAUGAUCCUGGAGUCCCAGAAUUGAGUUCCACAUGGGGCUCCCAGCUCAGCAUGGGGUCAGCUUCUCCCUCUGACCCUCCCCCAUCUCCUGCUCUCUCUCAUUCUCUCUCAAAUAAAUAAAAUCGGAAAAAAAAAAAAAAAGCAGAAACCAUGUCUACUUCCACAGAAU